GGGCAGCAUUGGGCCUCCUGCCCCAUGGCUCUGGCAUUCCGCAACACCUUGGCCCUGGUGAUGAUCUGGCUUCUGCCUCCCCAGUCCAUGGCUGGGCCCGGGUACUUGGCUUGCUACUACGGCUGCUUGGGGGUGUGCUUCACAGCUGGCGUGGCUGCGGCUGGGAUUUGUCCUCCCGCAGGCCUGAGCGGAGCGGCUGCCUGCACAAGCGGCUGCGCGGCAGCGUGCACGCCAACGCUGCUUGCGUGCUUUUCUGAGGACACCCGCGUCCAGGUCCUCAACGGCACAGGUGUGGCUGUGGUGCCCUUGAGCGCUGUAGCGCCGGGGCAAAGGCUUUGGAGCUUCUACCAGGGCAAGCCCUUGGCGGUGAAGGUUCUGGAGAAGUGGUGAUCAACGUUUCAGCCUGGCCAUCACGGAGAGCCACAACAUGUCCCGGCUGCGGCGCUCCGCCCCUGAGUUGCGGGAGGCACACUUGGAGGUGGCCACAGCGGAGAUCGUGGCCACCGGCGUCUCGCGCCUGGGCUUCGGCGUCGUCUCGGAGCUGCGGCGCAUGCAGAAGUCUGUGAAGCACGUGCUGACCACGGAGACCGGAAGCGUCGUGGCCAACAACAUUCUGAGCAGCACCAUUUGUGACGGCCGCGACGACAUCAACAACCGCUCCAGCUGGCUUGUGACACUGAACCAGUGGCAGGUGUUGCAUGAGAAGCGCCUCAAGCAGAUGUAGGUCAGUUCCGCUGUCGCCUUUAUGGCGCGUCGCUUGGCAGAGGGCCUCGCGCGUUUGUCAUGUACAGCUUUGCUGGAGUCUUGCUGAAUGGUAGGGCUCCAUCACGGACGCGAGGUCGCGCCUGAUUUUGUCUUGCAAGCCACCAGCAAAGGAACGCCUGUUGAAUGACGGGCCUUUCUCUGUGUUGUUGUUGGAGGCUUGCGUUUUCAAACUCCAACCCUGGGACUUUCCUGUCCCAUCUGCUUG
Molecule: messenger RNA, 970 nt
Organism: Effrenium voratum
Lineage: Eukaryota; Dinophyceae; Suessiales; Symbiodiniaceae
Source: the annotation of a GenBank genome assembly